AGUGAUUCUCUAUCAAAAGACGUGAUUAGAGUUGACACGACAACCACAUUUUAGUCAUUUUAACCUUUUCAUUUUUUAUUCUGUUUUUUAAUACUCUAAGGUAAGCAUAAGCCUUAGUUACUUAUUGAUAUUGUUCCAUUUUUUUUCAUUAUUAAACGAUUAAACUUCGUCUCGUCUUUAUGACUUUAUCGAAACUAGUGAAUAAAACGAAAGCAGACGACACUAAUCUUAUUUUCCCGCUGAAAAUAAAAGCUGAAGAUAUCGAUUAUCGAUAUAAAUUAAAUCGACCCCCACCCAUUAAAUUAAAACCAAUCACAAACGAGAAAACUAGGUUUCUCAGUAUUCUCACUAGCACUCGACAUGACAUUAUCCAAAAGUUUUUCUCAAGCCACAGUCAAGAUAAAAGGCAAAUAUUUGCACGAAACCCGUAUAGAUAGUUACUUUUAAAUCGCCCCAAUAAGACCCUCCUAGCCUCAACAGGACCUUAUGGAAGCUUUAAAUAGAACGUCACCUGGAUCAAAAUGGGAAGGUGAUCAAAAACGAGGCUUUCACUCCUUUUGACAUCGGGAAGCGAAUUUGUUUGGGUGAGCCAUUGGCGCGAAAUACGGUUUUUCUUUUCGUGGCUUGUCUCGUGAAAACGUUCGAAUUCAAGUCGGUCCCGAACGAACCGCUUCCGUCGUUGGAACCCAAUUCCGGAAUUCUAUCCAGUCCUAAACCGUUCAAAGCCGUCGCAAUUCCGCGAGUUUGGAAUCAAAGAAAAGAAAUUUAGUUUAUUACCGCAUCUCUUAAAAUAUUAUGCCAAAAAAAAAGGGCAAAUAGCUUCAGGCUGGAUGAAGUAAUAAAAAAAAAAAGUGUUUCCUGGGAUGCGUUUGUGAUGAAUGACCCAUUUGGUAUUCGAGUGCCCUCAAGGAUCUAUACGUUUAUUUCGUGGAGGAAAACCGGUUUAUCUACUAUUGGGGAGCUAAGCAAGUUCAUUCUCUCGUCACCCAUAAAAAAUAGUGAUGUAAAAAUCAACUGUCUGGCCAGUUUCGACCAUAUAGUAGACAGUAGACCAUUUGUGAGCAAGCAGUUUGGACACGCUCGUGUCCGUGGUGAUCUAAUAUGCUGCCGCCGCCUGCUCAGAUUUUUGGCAAUUUGAGUGUCUGGGCCUCUUUUCCCGCAUUUGUUCUCUAUUAUUUGUUUUACAGUUCGUUCGAGUUCAACGAUCCUGAAGGACGCGUCACGGAUACUACGACGUUUCUGAACGAAUACGAUUUUAUCGUCAUUGGCGCUGGAUCGACUGGAGCGGUUGUGGCCAAUCGGCUCACCGAAGUAAACGACUGGAAAGUGCUUUUGCUGGAAGCCGGCGGAGAUGAAACGAUAGUGUCCGACGUUCCAGGAUUAGCUCACCACCUCCAGCGGACCAACAUCGACUGGAGUUACAAAACCAUUCCGCAAUCCGGAGCCUGUCUGGCCUUCAAUGAAAACAAGUGCAUUUGGCCCCGGGGCAAAGUUCUCGGUGGUUCGUCCGUCCUGAAUUACAUGGUCUACGCCCGUGGCAACAAGAACGAUUACGAUCAAUGGGCGCUGGAUAAUCCCGGUUGGUCCUACGAUGAUGUAUUACCGUAUUUCAUCAAGUCGGAAGACAACCGGAAUCCGUACAUUGCCGCCAACAAGAAAUAUCACGGCACGGGUGGUUACCUGACUGUCCAGGAGCCGGCGUACAUGACACCCCUAGCGGCGGCCUUCAUCCAGGGCGGAGUCGAAAUGGGCUACGAAAUUCGCGACUGCAAUGCGGAAAAACAAACUGGUUUCAUGAUACCUCAGGCCACUAGCCGGAGAGGAGCUCGUUGCUCGACGGCCAAAGCUUUUUUGAGGCCCAUCCGCAAACGGCCCAAUUUGUCCAUUUCGAUGCGCUCGCUGGCCCACAGGAUCGUCAUCGAUCCGGCCACCAAACGGGCCACCGCCGUCCGCUUCGAGAAGAGCGGGAAAAUCUACCAAAUUAAAGCCAAAAAGGAAAUUAUUGUGUCAGCCGGAACCGUCAACAGUCCGCAAUUGCUGAUGCUGAGCGGAAUCGGCCAUGCGGAUCACCUCGGCUCGUUCGGAAUUCCGCUGAUGGCCGACCUGCCGGUGGGCGACAACCUCCAAGACCAUAUCGCCCUAGGUGGAAUGGUCUUUAGAAUGGAUCAACCAUUUGGAGUGACGGAAGCGCGGUAUUACAGUAUUCCGGUCAUCCUGAAUUACACCAUCAACGCCGCAGGGCCUCUGACGUCACUGGGCGGCACCGAAGGGGUGGCCUGGAUCAAAACCAAAUACGCACCGGACGGCGAUUGGCCGGACAUUCAAUAUCAUUUCGUUUCGGCUACUCCGGCUUCCGAGAGCGGAUUGUUCUUCCGCUACAACACGGGCGUGAGGGACGACAUCUGGAACGCCUAUUACCAGCCCCUCGUCAACACGGACAUGUGGCAAUUGAUCCCGACUUUACUCCGCCCAUUAUCCAGGGGUACCAUCCGGCUGGCCUCCAACGAUCCGCACGCGGCUCCGGUGAUCGAUCCGAAAUAUUUCACCGAUGACGCCGGAAUGGACCUCAAAACUCUGAUCGAGGGGACGAAAUUCGCACUGGCCUUGAGCAAGACGGAAGCGUUCCGGAAAGUGGGCAGCAAAUUUUACGAUAAGAUAUUCCCUGGAUGCGAGAGCUUCACUCCGUGGACGGACGACUACUGGGGCUGUUUCAUCCGCCAUUAUUCGACGGCCAUUUACCACAUGACCGGCACCUGUAAAAUGGGAUCGGAUCCAGCAAAGGCCGUCGUCGAUUCGAAAUUGAAAGUUCACGGGAUCGGUGGUCUGAGAGUGGCCGACUGUUCCAUCAUGCCAAAUGUUGUAUCCGGCAAUACCAACGUUCCGGCGAUAAUGAUUGGAGAGAAGGUGUCUGAUAUGAUCAAAGCCUUGUGGUUAAUAUGAUAAUCUUCAUAUAAAUUAAUCGCUACCUGAUAUUCAUUCUCAAACAUUUAUUUAUUGCGUACAAGAAUGAUCAUCUACUCAUUUAUCAAAAUUGAAAUUCUGUAAAGUAUUGACUUAUUUAUUAAAUGUUUCUGGGAAUAUACAUUGACUGUUUUCUCUUAACCAAUAAACGGCAGACGCCUCUUUCAUUUUA
This is a messenger RNA of Daphnia pulex (common water flea), 3133 nucleotides long. RefSeq names its product glucose dehydrogenase [FAD, quinone]-like. Gene Ontology annotation, molecular function: flavin adenine dinucleotide binding; oxidoreductase activity, acting on CH-OH group of donors. Lineage: Eukaryota; Metazoa; Arthropoda; Branchiopoda; Diplostraca; Daphniidae. The transcript has 8 exons. The coding region runs from base 1102 to 2940 and encodes 612 amino acids. The record is from RefSeq and is a predicted model, not a curated record.